AUGAGGCGCUUCCUGAGCAGAAAGGGCCGCUUCUCCCUGCGCCAGAGCAAGUCUGGGAUCCGGAGUGCCUCCAAAGAUUUCUGUAAGUCUCUUUCUCUGAAUAGUCGUUUUUUUUCCGAGAUGUUCCUGAACGACCUCGGCCUCCCAGCCACCAAUCAGAACUGGCCUGAGGCGUUUGGCUUCCAACUGGGUGGCACUGGGCCCAGCUACAUCCUGUCCGUGGUGGAGGGCAGUAGUGCCUACCUGGCUGGCCUGAAGCCCGGGGACCAGGUGGUGGACAUCGAGGGCCAGGAUGUGACCAACCUCAGCACACCAGCACUGGUCGCUCUGGCUCAGACGCUCAAGACGGUGCCACCCAGCAUCGGAGUGGUGUCCCGGAUUGAACAAAUUGACGUCGCUCCCGGCCCGGAUGGCCGCUUUGGCUUCACCAUCGUUGGAGACGGCCCUCUGAUGGUGGACGACUGCAUGCCCAGCGGUCCGGCUGGUCGCAACGGCCUCAAGGCCGGGGACUACGUCAUGGAGGUCAACGGCAUCCCAGUGAAGCAUCACGAAACGGCAGCAGCCAUGAUCAAAGCAGCUCAGGGUCGGCCUCUGCGUCUGGGCGUGCUCAGUAUGGCCCGGCGGCCGAAGCGGCUGAGCAGCAGCAUGAGGGUGUUGUCGCAGAGCGGGGACAGCGUCAGGGAUGGUCGCGCCCACAAGGCCAUGGAGUUCAAUAAGAAAGUGGAGGAAGUGCUCGGAGAGGAGCCAGAUGUGAAGGAGCAGCUGUUUGAGGCGCUCAAGCUGUAUGCUGCUGAGCGGGAUGUGGAGAGUCUGGCUGAGGCCCUGCCCGACAUCUUGAUCACAGAGGAGCACCAACAGCUGAUCGACAGUGUCAGGAUCUUCAUUCCCAAGAAGCACCGGGAGCGUUUUGACGAGGUGGUUUCCCAGAGCCUGAUGAGCCGGAUCAAAGGGCGGAGCUUCAGUGACCCGAGCCGCAACCACCUUCGCCGUAGCCGUAGUGAGGAUCACCCCGAACGCCUUCUGGUGUCCACCCGCGCCAGUUCAGUGCCACGCACCCAUGCAGAGGAAGGCGUGGUCCCCCCCGUCCGCGGCAUGCGCAAGACCACCUCCCUCAUAGCUGGUCACUCCAGUAGCACCGCCACCAACUGCAGGACGGUGAGAGUGUGUAAGGGUAACAACAGUUUUGGCUUCACUCUAAGAGGCCAUGCUCCAGUGUGGAUUGACUCUGUCAUCCCUGGAAGCCCAGCAGACAAGGCCGGUCUAAAACCAGGAGACCGCAUCAUGUUCCUCAAUGGGCUGGACAUGAGGACGUCCUCCCAUGAGAAGGUGGUGUCCAUGCUCCAGGGCAGUGGCGCCAUGCCCACUCUGGUAGUGGAGGACGGUCCGCCUACUUUCACCCUGGCAGAGCAGGACCUGGCGGGGGGCGGCGUUCCCACUAAGUGUGCCCGCUCCCCCGUGCUCAGCUCCCUGCAGUGGGUGGCAGAGAUUCUUCCGGCCAGUAUCCGGGUUCAGGGCCGCACCUUCGGACAGCAGCUGGAACACCUGCUGACCAUCCAGGAGAAGUACACCAUCUGCAAGGCUCUGGAGAACUUCUUCCAGCACAGGAAUGUUGACACUCUGAUCGUGGAUGUGUUCCCGGUGCUGGAUACUCCAGCCAAACAGGUGAUCUGGCAGUUUGUUUACCAGCUGCUGACGUACGAGGAGCAGGAGCACUGCCAGAGCAAGAUCUCACGCUUUCUUGGAUACAAAGCGCCAGUUCCACCAGCACCACCACCACCUCCACCUCCUGCGGAGCCCGACGCUGCCUCCGAGCCCCAUCGACGUAGCAGCUCCAUGAGGGUGACAGGGACCACCUACAGGAGCAGUGUGAGGGGACGUAGCUCUGAUGACCUGGUCAUUGGCACGCACAUGGGCAUGGGCCUCCAUGUAGAGACGGUGCUGGAGACGACGGGUAUGAGGUUGGCUCCAGGAGAGAGACAGUCAGGAGAUGGUACUUCCCUUCCUGAGACUCCUAACAACCUCACCGAUCUGUCGACAGUGUACGCUGAACUGGAGAACAUGUAUUCAAGCAAGAGGUCCAAGUCUCUGAAGAGUCGUCCUCCUCCUACCCCCGAGAGUUUUCUGGAACUGGAGCCUCCCUCGCGCCCGGCCUCCCCUACAACACAUGCUAACACAGGUAGCCAAAAAGGCCCCCCACUCUCUACAUGGCCAGAGCCCUUACCCAGCCCCCCCCAAUCCCAGUUCUAUUCAGCAGGGCUGACGAGCCAGACCAGUGGGGAGUCCAACCCCUACAUCAGCCUGGACAGUCCCCCUCCAUCCUCCCCAGAUCUUCCUGACUACCCAUCUACUCCCCCCGGCGUCCGCAGCAACAAGCGGCGUUUCACCUUCUCCAAACCACCUCGCUCAGAAGACACCGAUCGCUUUCUGGAUGCACUGAGCGAGCAGCUGGGACAGAGGGUGGCCAUCAUUGAUGACUUUCUGACUCCAGAGAAUGACUACGAGGAGUUCUAUUCAGCAGGGCUGACGAGCCAGACCAGUGGGGAGUCCAACCCCUACAUCAGCCUGGACAGUCCCCCUCCAUCCUCCCCAGAUCUUCCUGACUACCCAUCUACUCCCCCCGGCGUCCGCAGCAACAAGCGGCGUUUCACCUUCUCCAAACCACCUCGCUCAGAAGACACCGAUCGCUUUCUGGAUGCACUGAGCGAGCAGCUGGGACAGAGGGUGGCCAUCAUUGAUGACUUUCUGACUCCAGAGAAUGACUACGAGGAGGAUGUUGUGCAGAUGGGCUUCCCUGAUGAGGAGGAUGAGGAUAAUGUUGAGAAGUUGGAGGUGGACGAAGAUGAAAAUGGAGGCAUUGUGGCUCCAGAGCUCAGCAGUCCGAGUGAUGUUCAAAGCAGCAGUGGAGAGGAGAAUGCCUCCUCCCUCACCUACUCCUCGUGCUCCGACCACAUCCCUCCACCCCCGAUGACCCCUCCGCCACCCCCUCCUGUUCAGUUCAAUGACCCGCCUCUUCCACCUCCACCUCCACCUGCUUCACCUGUACAGACUCAGUCUCAGCAACUGCGUGUCUACACCCCUGAACAUUCUCCAAGGGCCUAUGUGCCCAUCCGCCGCAAAUCUGGGCCCCCUCCCCCACCCCCGCCCCGCAAUUACCCACCCCGCAAACGUCUCUCCUUACAUAAAGUGAUGCCCGCGAGAGAAGACCUUCAGGUCCAUCAACAGAUUUACCAGAGCCACCACUCGAUGCCUAACCAGCCAACACAGCAGAAAGCCCACUCGCCCCUGCCUUCUCAACAACUCCAUCAGUCCUUACCCCCACUCCCCUCUCCAGACUCCUCCCAUCCGCUGUAUAUGAUGCGUCAAGCACAGCAGCAACAGGCCCACCAGAGUCAUCACCACCGACGUCUGUCCCGUUCAGCCCCACCUCCACACCAGGCAUCGCCCCAAACAACAGCCCACCCAAGCCAACAAGGUAAUUACACUAAGGGCAUCUACCAAAGCCAUAAGGGCAGGAGACCCCAGUCCCAUCAUUCCUCUGCGGAGGUGCUUCACCAGAUGCACCAAGCCCCAGCCCAUCACGCUUCUACCGAGAUGCUCCAUCAGUUGCAACAAUCCCAGUCCCACCAUUCAUCAGCUGAGGUGCUCCAGCAGAUGCAACAAGUCCAUGCCCACUUCUCGUCAUCGGAAAUGCUCCACCAAAUGCACAAGACCGAGGCCCAUCAUUCCUCAACAGAGGUUCUGCACCAAGGUCACCAGAUGCAUCAACAGCAGCCCCACCACUCCUCGACCGAAGUUCUCCAUCAAGCGCAUCAGAUGCAUCGGGUAGAGCCACACCAUUCAUCUACUGAGCUGCUCCAUCAAAUGCACCAACCACAAGCCCACCACUCCUCGACAGAGCUGCUCCAUCAAGACCACCAGAUGCACCAAACCAAGCCCCACCACUCCUCCACAGAGCUUCUACAUGAAGCCCAGCAGGAGCCUGCCUCCCUCCCUUUUCAGCUAAACCGGGACAGCCACUCCCAUCAGAGUCGGAAAAGUCUUAAAGGUCAUCAUCAGACCCAAGUGUCACCGCAAGGGAGACAGCCAGAACAGCAAAUCCACCAAACCCAUCACCCCCAGCUCACCAAACCCUCUCCCCAAAGACCCCACUCUAUGCAGCAGACCCACCACCACUCCAGCACGCCUCAGAUCCACCACAUCCACCACAUGACACCACAGCCACCUCCGAAGGACUACCAACACCAGAUUCACGUAAUCCAUCCUCCCCAGCAACCCCACAGGCCUCAGCCUCUUCUUUCCACAUUUCAGCCGCUCCAGCCACACCAGCCCAACAUCUCCUCUUUUCAGCCUCUAUCCAAACACCAACAAUCCCAGCAUCAAGUCCAGCCCUCCCCCCAAGCCACCCGCUCGCAGUCCCAACCCUCCCAUCAGCUGUUGCAGCAGCCACACCAGCCCCAAACCCAGUCCCACCAUGAGCAAUCUAAUGGCCAGCCCCAGUCCCUCCCACACUCGUUGUCUGACCCUUCAGAGCAUCUGGAGCCCCCUCCGCCUCCACCCUUGCCCCCACCCUGCUCACCUCCACCCUUGCCCAGGCCUUCGCUCUCUAGGAUGGACUCCAACCACAUGAGUGUGAAGAGGUUACGUUGGGAGCAAGUGGAAGACUCAGAGGGCACUAUCUGGGGACAGUUGGGAGCCAAUUCUGACUAUGACAAACUGCAUGACAUGGUGAAGUAUCUGGAUCUGGAGCUGCACUUUGGGACACAGAAGAGCUCCUUGUCUGCUCCAGAGCCAUGCCUGCCAGACAUUUUCAAAAAGAAAGAUGUGAUUGAAAUCCUCUCCCAUAAGAAGGCCUACAAUGCCUCCAUCCUGAUAGCCCACUUAAAGCUGUCUCCCGGUGAGCUGCGCCAGGUGCUGAUGAACAUGGUCACCGAUAGGCUGGAGCCAGCCCACCUCACACAGCUCCUGCUGUAUGCCCCUGAUGCAGAAGAGGUCAAAAAGUAUGAAGCUUACACAGCGGACCCCAGCAAACUCAGUGAGCCAGACCAGUUUGUGUUGCAGUUGUUGUCAGUUCCAGAGUACAAGACCCGUCUGCAGUGCCUCCUCUUCAAGUGCUCUCUCCAGGAGAAGACGGAGGAGUUGAGGGGAGUGUACGACUGUCUCUAUAAGGCUUCGAUGGAGCUGAAGACGAGCAAGAAGCUCGCUAAGAUACUAGAGUUUGUGUUGGCGAUGGGGAACUACUUGAAUAACAGCCAGCCUAAAACUAACAAAACCACAGGCUUUAAGAUCAACUUCCUCACUGAGUUGAGCACAACUAAAACAGUUGACGGGAAGUCGACAUUUCUACAUAUUCUGGUUAAGUCGUUAUGUCACCACUUUCCUGAUGUGUUAGACUUUUCCAAAGAUUUAACUAUGGUUCCUCUUGCAGUCAAAGUAAACCUGAGGUCUACUGCAUCCGACCUCAACGACCUUCAUACAGCCAUCCAGGACAUUCGCUCAGCCUGUCAGAAGAUGCCUGCGACUGCUGAGGAUCGCUUCGCUGUCGUCAUGAGUAACUUUCUGGAAAACAGUCAUCCAGCAGUCCAGUCUCUGGAGUCCUUGCAACAGAGAGCUCUGGAGGAAUUCACCAAAACGGUCUCUUACUUUGGAGAAAACGGCAAUGCCACAAACACUGAGGCCUUCUUUGGUAUCUUUGCUGAGUUCAUGCAGACAUUUGAGAGAGCGCUCCGUGAUCAGCAAGCUGCAGAAAAUCAGAAGAGUCCCAGAAGUCCAUGAAUGGCCUCUCCACUGGCCUGGUAA
Pseudoliparis swirei is the source of this 5796-nucleotide messenger RNA. It is a transcript of the gene grid2ipa, whose product is annotated as glutamate receptor, ionotropic, delta 2 (Grid2) interacting protein, a. The transcript is spliced from 25 exons. The record is from RefSeq and is a predicted model, not a curated record. NCBI's taxonomy places the organism in Eukaryota, Metazoa, Chordata, Actinopteri, Perciformes, Liparidae. Gene Ontology annotation, biological process: regulation of DNA-templated transcription. Gene Ontology annotation, molecular function: protein binding.